Molecule: messenger RNA, 1647 nt
Organism: Spizellomyces punctatus DAOM BR117
Lineage: Eukaryota; Fungi; Chytridiomycota; Chytridiomycetes; Spizellomycetales; Spizellomycetaceae
Exons: 1
Coding region: 43-1557 (504 amino acids)
Source: RefSeq, a predicted model, not a curated record
GACUGCUAAUACCUCAUUUUUAACACUUUUUCAGCCAACGUAAUGUCGGAUUCCUCACCAAGUACACCACCGUCCAAGUGGCGAUAUCGUCUAUAUGUCCUUGCCGGCCUUCCAUUUCUUCUUUCUCCCGUGUCCCUGUUCUCCCUAGCGGUUCUCUACGUAUCCCUUCUCUGUGCAGUUCUCCUCUAUGCGGCUUAUAUAGCCAUGAAGGACUUUGUUGUGGAUGAACUUCAACAACGAGGAUGGCUAACGCAAGAGGUGGUCGAUUCUCCUCAAAGGGAUGAAGCCAUAGGGGCGGAUAACACCAAACUUGAGGAAGACUUCCCGAUUCUUUCGUACCCAAUUGUUGGCCAACUAUUUAUGGGCCCUCCGUUGGUUGUCUACGUAUCAACAAGAGGAACUGUGCAAGGAUGGCUGUAUAGUUCAAAAUGGGUCGUUCGGAAGAGCGUCCAGGGAAUUCCCAUUGUCUGGAGAGCAUCCCUUUCCCUUGGUCAACGGGUCCUCAACGGCUGCAAAAUACUUUGGGACGUGGGAGUGACUAUAUGGCGCACGGUCGAAACUCCGGUCGUGGCGGUCUUCUCCAGUGUGUAUAGGACAACUGCUGACGUGUUCCUUGCUGUAUGGCACUACACUACAGUUGUACUCCCGACGCUCACUGAACAGGUCCUGUCGAGCAUGUGGAAAGUCGCUAUCUAUUUUGCCGAAGGAACAAAGUGGAUAGGGAGGAAGAUAUAUAACUUAGGGGCAUUUCUUGGCAGACCUUUCGGGAAGGUCAUGUACGGCAUAUACGAGUUCCUUUCCAUUCAGUUCCUCCGAGGAAUGCGUCUGGCACUCAACAUUCUGACAACAGUAGAAGCAAAACUUCGGCCUCUUUUUUUGACAGUCGUUGAAACUCUUACUGUCACUUUCCGCUCAGUGAUAGUAAUUGUGUUUCGGGCUACCUCAUCUCUUGCCCAAUCCGUGGUCACACUCGGCCAGGCACUCUUCGUUCCUCCCCUCCGCUUCCUUUUCCGUACCACUACCGCUGCUCUUAGAAUCACUCGCAAUGUCAGCAUUAAAACGACAGAUCUGCUUGUACGGAGCGCCCGCCCUGUUCUCAGUGUGUCAUUUCAGCUAUUUCAUUAUCUUCAGGGCAUCCUUGCCACCAGUGGAGCAUACACUUUUGUUUUAUCCCUUCCCGACCGCAUAGUAAACCUCAUAGACGCACUGUGCUACGCCUUUGAGGCAUCGCUUUCGAUGAUCGUCAAGCAUACAUAUGCGCAAACCUUGUAUAUUCACCAAAUAGCCUCGCCUGUCUUCCUUAAACUCCUUGAGAUACUUCAACCGUUGUUGGACGUGGGAUUUAGUGCCUUAGGAUUGGUGCAAAAAGCUGGUGGCAUUUAUCUUGUGUAUGCUGUGCAGGUGACAAGGCGAGUGGGAUCUGCUGGAGCCAGAAUAUCGCUGUACAUUGCUUUGGAAGUGAAAAGGGCCGCUGAGCGAGCCCGUCGUGCUGGUGAUGCGAUAGGUAAACAGGUUGCUAAAGUGGUGAGCACCGGGAUUGCUAGGACCUCAAAGUGAGGAGAUUGGUUAAGGGUGUAGGUGGUCUCUGGAGGCAAAUAUUUAUUUUGAUGUCAUUUGUAAUAUUAUGAAGAUACCCAUUUGCAUUGA